CUGCUGUUCCACUUGAAUGAGAGAUGCAAAGAGAGAUACACAGUGAGAAGUUACAUGACUGAAAAUCUACAAUGAAUUUUGGUGGUUUUCUGAGGCUACAUGGGAAUGGUGAAUGAAAAGCUCCAGGAGUGUACCUGUGGUAUGAUAUGUGCAAAGAUUCUACCUGCUUUUUGACCAUGAAGGAGACAGACCUGGAGGCUGUUGCAACAGCGGUCCAAAGGGUUGCUGGGAUGCUUCAGCGCCCAGACCAGCUGGACAAAGUGGAGCAGUAUCGCAGAAGGGAGGCUCGGAAGAAGGCUUCUGUGGAGGCCAGGCUAAAGGCAGCAAUCCAGUCACAGCUAGAUGGGGUACGCACAGGCCUAAGCCAGCUCCACAAUGCACUGAAUGAUGUCAAGGAUAUCCAGCAGUCUCUGGCUGAUGUCAGCAAGGACUGGAGACAGAGCAUCAACACCAUUGAGAGUCUCAAGGACGUAAAAGAUGCAGUGGUACAGCACAGCCAGUUGGCUGCUGCUGUGGAAAACCUCAAGAAUAUAUUCUCUGUGCCUGAGAUUGUGAGGGAGACCCAAGAUCUCAUCGAACAAGGGGCUCUCCUGCAGGCCCACCGGAAGCUAAUGGACUUGGAGUGCUCUCGGGACGGGCUAAUGUGUGAGCAGUACCGCAUGGACAGUGGGAAUAAACGGGACAUGACCCUCAUUCAUGGCUACUUUGGUAACACACAGGGGCUCUCUGAUGAGCUGGCUAAGCAGCUGUGGAUGGUGCUGCAAAGAUCACUGGUCACUGUCCGCCGUGAUCCCACCUUGCUGGUCUCCGUGGUCAGGAUCAUUGAAAGGGAAGAAAAAAUUGACAGGCGGAUACUUGAUCGAAAAAAACAAACUGGGUUUGUUCCUCCUGGGAGGCCCAAAAACUGGAAGGAAAAAAUGUUUGCCAUCUUGGACAGAACUGUGACAACUAGAAUUGAAGGCACACAGGCAGACACCAGAGAGUCUGACAAGAUGUGGCUUGUGCGCCACCUGGAGAUCAUCAGGAAGUAUGUCCUGGAUGAUCUCAUCAUUGCCAAGAACCUGAUGGUCCAGUGCUUCCCUCCCCACUAUGAGAUUUUUAAGAACCUCCUGAGCAUGUACCACCAGGCCUUGAGCACUCGGAUGCAGGACCUGGCGUCAGAGGACCUUGAGGCCAAUGAGAUUGUGAGCCUCUUGACAUGGGUCCUAAAUACCUAUACCAGUACAGAGAUGAUGGGGAAUGUGGAGCUGGCCCCAGAAGUGGAAGUUAGUGCCCUGGAGCCUCUACUCUCUUCAAGUGUGGUCUCUGAGUUGCUUGAUACAUACAUGUCAACACUCACGUCCAACAUCAUUGCCUGGCUUCGAAAGGCACUGGAAACAGACAAGAAAGACUGGAGCAAAGAGACAGAGCCAGAAGCAGACCAGGAUGGCUACUAUCAGACUACACUUCCUGCCAUUGUGUUCCAGAUGUUUGAACAGAAUCUCCAAGUUGCUGCUCAAAUAAGUGAAGAUUUGAAAACAAAGGUGCUGGUUUUGUGUCUUCAGCAAAUGAAUUCUUUCCUAAGCAGAUACAAAGAUGAAGCCCAGCUUUACAAAGAAGAGCACCUGAGGAACCGGCAGCACCCACACUGUUAUGUGCAGUACAUGAUUGCCAUCAUCAACAACUGCCAGACCUUCAAAGAAUCCAUCGUCAGUCUGAAAAGGAAGUACCUGAAAACUGAAGCAGAGGAGGGCCCGUGUCUGAGUCAGCCAAGCAUGGAUGGGAUUCUAGAUGCCAUUGCUAAGGAAGGCUGCAGUAGUCUGCUAGAGGAAGUCUUCCUGGAUCUAGAGCAACAUCUGAAUGAACUGAUGACAAAGAAGUGGCUGUUAGGGUCAAACGCUGUGGACAUCAUCUGUGUCACUGUAGAAGACUAUUUCAAUGACUUUGCCAAAAUUAAAAAGCCAUAUAAAAAGAGGAUGACAGCUGAGGCACACAGGCGUGUGGUGGUAGAAUACCUGCGGGCUGUCAUGCAGAAGCGUAUCUCCUUUCGAAGUGCUGAAGAACGCAAGGAGGGUGCUGAGAAGAUGGUCAGAGAGGCUGAACAGCUCCGCUUCCUGUUCCGGAAGCUGGCAUCUGGAUUUGAUGAAGAUGCGGAUGGACACUGUGAUACAAUUGUUGCAGUGGCAGAGGUUAUUAAGCUCACAGACCCUUCUCUGCUUUACCUAGAAGUCUCAACUCUGGUCAGCAAAUAUCCAGACAUCAGAGACGACCACAUUGGUGCAUUGUUGGCAGUGCGAGGAGAUGCCAGCCGGGACAUGAAACAGACUAUCAUGGAAACGCUGGAGCAGGGCCCCAUGCAAGCAAACCCCAACUAUGUACCCAUCUUCAAGGAGAUUGUUGUGCCGAGUCUAAAUGUGGCAAAACUCCUUAAGUAGCCCUGUCCUCCACUGCCUCAUGUGUCUUCACUGUGGGGCUUCAUGUUGCCACCCUAAGAAGCAAAUUUAUUAAAACAAAAGUCCUUCUCUGGGUGCUCCAUAUAAUGUCAGUUUCACGUGCCUAUCUUCUGUGUUGUCAUACUGUUCUCUACUAUAAAACCCUCUUGGUCACUUAUGUCAUUGUGAAAAGAUGUGUCAUGAACAUCACUUGUCCUUUCCUGCUGAGGUCUUGCCCUGCUUAGGUAACACACUUUGAACAUCUGGCACUUGAUUAAAGGGCAGGAAAGCAAGAGAGCUUCUCAUUCUUAGUUGUUCUGACUGGUUGUGAUACUGCCAUGUCCAGAAGCUACGGUCAUCAGAUCUCAGCUGACUGUGGAUAGUCCUGAGCGGUCUCUGGGAUCAAGGUCUACCUUGGCCUUUCUGCUUUUCUGGCUGUCUCUAGACCAGUUGCUCAGUCCUCUUGGCAGAGGAAAAACAAAACAAAAACCUCACCUGCUGAACCAGUGAGCCCCACCCAGGUGAGCACGACCUCAUAUGGGCUGAGUGCAAUCUGGGUCAGUUAUACAAAGAGGAUGAGAAUUGUCGUAAGUAAAAAUUUUGGGUCAAAGUAUAUAUGAAAACGAGUAUUUAAAAUAUGUGUUAGGAUAGCUGGGCAGUGGUGGUGCAUGCCUUUAAUCCCAGCACUUGGGAGGCAGAGGUAGGAGGAUCUCUAUGAGUUCAAGGCCAGCCUGGUCUACAAGAACUAGUUUUAUGUCAUGCUCCAAAGCUACAGAGAAACCCUGUCUCGAAAAACAAAAAAAUAAACAAACAAACAAAAAAGAUCUAUAUUGCAUGCUUAUUUGUGAUCCAGAGUCCCUGCACUUCUCUCCCUAGUUUAGCCAGCCAGUGUUGGCCCCAGUGGUGGCAUUAUUUUGCAUAUUAACUUUAAGCUAAUUAAUAAGAUUAUAUUCAGAAUAAAUAAUGGACCCCAUGUCUUGUGGACAUGGUCCACAGAAGGUGAUCUGCUUACUUGUUACCUGAGGGAGAGAUAGUACCUGGGUUCCCUUGUCCACAGCUCUCCAUUUACAUAGAUGUGGAAAGCCUGGUAGGGCCUGUCUAUCUGCUGAUAGACAGCCUUAUACCACAUGGUCACCUAAUACUAUAUUUUCUUUCUACUCUUGAUGGUAGUGUUAAUAUUCUGCUUUUAUUUCAUUCUUACAAGGUAUCAAAAAUUCACAAGUAACCUUUUUUCUAUGUGGAACUAAGUAAAAAUUCCUCUGGAUUUCCUAGAGCGUCUGGCUGGUAUGUGUUGAUACAGGGGCUGCUCAACCAUGUGUUCAAUGUGAAUGAGAACUGGGGAGUGCUCAUUAAAUGUGCACUGAGAAGUAUUGAUCAAUAGCAGUGACCCUUGUAGUGACAGAUUUCUCGCUGCAGGCUGCUGCUGCUGAGUGUCUGGGUAGGCGUUAAGAUGACCACGGAAUGCCUAUGUGGUUAAGCCCAUUUGUCUCUCUGGCCCUGGAGGUCAACAGAGAACAGGAAAUCCUGUUCUUGAGCAGUGGGUAUUAGGAUCAUGGAGACAGGCUAGGGAGCUAGAAGUCAAGGGGUGAUAGCACGCUAUGUCCCAGUGGGUAGACAGUGUCUGUCAUGAUACCAGGGGGAGGUGGGACCUUAUUAGAGAACAGCUAUGUACAGGAUUGGAUAGGCUGUUCCAGUGAGUGGAUUGUGGCUACGUAUACGAAUGUUUAUAAAGUCUGCUUCCUGAACAAGUUGUAGGGCUGCCAUCUGCCAGACAGGGAAGUGUUUUUGAGAGAGAACACUCACCAGGUAUUAGUUUCAUCCUCAAUGAGCUGUUACCCUCUGAAAGGAUAUCUUCCAAAUUAGCAAAGUCCCUUGAUUGUUGGCUGUCACACUACGAUCAAGGCAACUCUUACAAACCAUUUAAAUGGGGGCUUGCUUACAGUUUCAGAGGUUUGGCCCAUUAUGACAGGAAGCGUAGCAGUAUGCAGUCAGGUGCUCUCAGUAGCUGAAGCUAUAUCCUAAUCUGUAGUCAGAGAGAGAGACUCUGGGCUUGCCAAAAGUCCACCCCUACCCCAUGAGACACUUCCUCCAACAAUGCCACACCUCCUAAUCCUUUCAAAUAGUUGUACUCCCUGAUGACUAACAAUUCAAAUAUAUGAGCCUAUGUAGGCCAUUCUUAUUCAAACCACCACAUUUAUUUAAUUUUUUUUUUUAUUUAUCCAGAAUGAGUAGAUGUCCCAGGUCAUGAUGGGUCACCAGUGAAAUGGAGAAGCAGCUACCAGCUAUCCUCCUUCCCUCUUAUCUGUUGAUACACAGUUCAUUUGCUGGGUGAGGGUCCUCUAAAGAAGAAAAGGGUAGGUAGGCGUCCUUGGCACUUGCGUGCAAGCUGCCGGAACCAGGCCCCCUCAGCAGGCCUUUAAACUAGAGUGCAGGAAAAGCUGAACAAGCAGAGCUACCUUGGCUCACUUCCUUUCAUACUUCAAUGGAAUGAAUUGUGACCCCUAAAAAGAAAUGUUAAGGUCUUAACCUUAGAACCUUGAAUCAGACUUGGGUUGAAAGUAGAAUCAUUGCAAGUGUGGUGUGUAUCAUCAAGGUUUUAAUGACGUCGCAUGAGAAUAGUGUGAGUUCUUGAGUGGCAAUGCCAGCAGCCCUUAAAGCCAAGACUUUCCUGACCCCUGGCCUUCAGAUGUCUGCCUCUACAGCAUGAAACAGACUUUAUGAGUUACCCAAUCUGUGCUCUUUGCUAGUUUGCCCAGUAUAUCAUAUAUUACUUAACAGUUAAGGCUCCUCUGGUAUAUAGCCAAUAUCUGGGGAUUCUGUAUGCAAUUUUUUAAAAUAAUGUUUUUAAAUUAAAAUAAAGAUGUGUUGUAGAA
Chionomys nivalis (European snow vole) is the source of this 5284-nucleotide messenger RNA. It is a transcript of the gene Exoc3, whose product is annotated as exocyst complex component 3. Bases 147 to 2414 code for a protein of 755 amino acids. Gene Ontology annotation, molecular function: SNARE binding. The record is from RefSeq and is a predicted model, not a curated record. NCBI's taxonomy places the organism in Eukaryota, Metazoa, Chordata, Mammalia, Rodentia, Cricetidae. Gene Ontology annotation, cellular component: exocyst. Gene Ontology annotation, biological process: exocytosis; exocyst localization. The transcript has 13 exons.